AUGACUCUGGACUGGUUUUACCAGACUUGGGACUCCAACCAUUGUGCAGCAUUAGGGGAAUAUCUCUUCCAGAACUACCAACAAGCCCUCAAGAUACUCCAGACACAGGGACCAGCAGUAUCAGCAGUCCUGAGGACUCAGAACCUUAUGACCAUUGAUCUGGAGCAAUUCUGCUGUGAUGAACAACAAUUUUUUGAAAAUCUCCAGAGGGAACCAGCCAGUAAUGAGAAAGCAUUUGAAUAUCUUGAGGUCCUGAAGAUGUUAGAGAGUGCACGGUACAUAUACUCUUUUCUGGAGAUGGAAGAUGAGUGA
Dacryopinax primogenitus is the source of this 312-nucleotide messenger RNA. RefSeq lists its product as uncharacterized. The transcript has 2 exons. The record is from RefSeq and is a predicted model, not a curated record. Bases 1 to 312 code for a protein of 103 amino acids. NCBI's taxonomy places the organism in Eukaryota, Fungi, Basidiomycota, Dacrymycetes, Dacrymycetales, Dacrymycetaceae.